AUGGGAAGCUGGCUGUCCUGUUUAGGGAGCAGGCCCAGUCGUGACAGCAACCGCAACAGCCUCCCCAAGAAGAGAGAAGAGACAGAAGAUGGGGCAGCCCUCACCGAGCCGCUUCUCCCGCCCCUCGCAGCAAGGACGCCUUCCCCGCCGCCUUCGCCUCCCCCGGCCUCCGGCUCCCUCGACUUCGCCGCCCCGCCGCCUUCGGCCCCGCAGCCAGCCGGGAGGGAGCUGGGCCCCGCGCUCAGCCUGGAGACGCUGCAAGAGCGGCUGGAGGCGCUGAAGUCUCUGCAGGGCCAGUACCUCCGGGGCCAGCUCAGGAUCCGACGCACCUGCCGGGACUUCCCGCGCGCCCUCCGCGCCCUCAGCCUGCAGAUCUGCCGCAGCCGCCGGAGACUCAUCCGCGCCGAGGUCCGCCUGCAGCGCCGGGAAACGGAAGGCGCUUUCAUCGCGCGCCCCUCGCCGCCGCCCUCCGAGCUGUUGGCCUUGGCCUCCGGGCGCCCCGGGCUCUCCGCCGACGCCGCCUCCCUCUCCGGCUGCUCCCUGCUGCUGCUCCCCGCGCCCCCGCCGCCGCCCGCCCCGCCGCCGCUGCCGCCGCACCUGCCCGACCUGCACGAGGCGCUGGAGACCUUCCUGGACUGCCAGGCGCGCCACCUCCACGACCGGCAGCGGGACUACCGGAGCUGCCAGGAGUGCGUCCGCUCCAUCAAGACGCUGCGCGGCCAGUUGCGCCGAGUGCGGAGCCGGCUGUGGAGGGUGGAGGCGGAGCUGGGCAUCCAGGUGCCCCCGCGCGAGCUCUCCGUGGAAGACCAGGAGGACGACGAGGACGAGGAGGACGGCCCUCCCUGGUUGCCCCCCGCGCUGCGCGCUGCCCGGAGGGAAGGCCAGAACGCGCCCCUGCUGGAUUCACUGAUCUCCGGCCGGCUGCUGGAGGCUGAAGUCCCCGCCUGCCCUUAA
Molecule: messenger RNA, 954 nt
Organism: Thamnophis elegans (Western terrestrial garter snake)
Lineage: Eukaryota; Metazoa; Chordata; Lepidosauria; Squamata; Natricidae
Product: myb-related transcription factor, partner of profilin-like
Exons: 7
Coding region: 1-954 (317 amino acids)
Source: RefSeq, a predicted model, not a curated record